AUGCACGAGCAAGCUCUGGUAGCACUCCUGCUUCUGGAAUCGAUGACACCCGUCGUAGUAGGAGGGGGUCAAUCUAUUAUGCUUCUCCAAGAUUCAUUUAAUAUGGAAAUGGAGGUGAUAGACACAUACGCUAAGCCUGAAGAUCGGGAAAUCCUUGCAAAAGAGAUAAGUUUACGUUGGGCAAAAAUGUUGUUUUCUUCCCAAACGUUUUUCAACAGCUGGCGGCGUUUCUCCUCUAGCUCCGCAGCAUGCAAUUCCUUGGCCUGCGUAAGCGAAGCUUGUGAGCGCUCUUCAAGAAUUUCCCGUAGUAUGGCGUAUUUGUUGGGCCCAGGGGUGGAUAAAAAUAAUAUCAAUCCGUAA
Molecule: messenger RNA, 360 nt
Organism: Phytophthora infestans T30-4
Lineage: Eukaryota; Oomycota; Peronosporomycetes; Peronosporales; Peronosporaceae
Exons: 1
Coding region: 1-360 (119 amino acids)
Source: RefSeq, a predicted model, not a curated record